AUGAACACCUUGUCGCGCCGCAUCCCCUCGCUGCUCCGCACAGCCGGCCCUUCGUCCGUAUCCUCCUCUUCCGGCUCAGCAGCAUCGAGUCUGCGGAGUGGCGCUCUCGCAGCAUCGCAGCGUCUGACCGCCGGUCGAGGAUAUGCUACCGAAGCGGAGGAGAGUGCAGGAGCAGUGAGCUUCAAGUUGAGCGAGGAGCAGGAGGCUCUGCAGGACCUCGCUCGCAAGUUUACGGCAGACGAGAUCACUCCCAUCGCCGCACACCAUGAUAAGACGAUGGAGUACCCCUGGGAGGUCAUCAAGAAGGCCCACUCCGUCGGUCUUCUCAACACCCACAUCCCAGAGGAAUUUGGUGGUCCUGGUCUGGGUCUGAUGGAGUGUUCCCUCAUAUCUGAAGAGCUGGCCUUUGGCUGCUCCGGUAUUCAGACGGCAAUCGAGGCCAAUGGACUGGCUGAAGCCCCCAUCCUGGUUGCAGGCAACAAGGAGCAGAAGACCAAGUACCUGGGCAGGAUGACCGAGGAGCCUCUCGUCGCCUCGUACUGUGUCACUGAGCCUGGAGCCGGUUCAGACGUAGCUGGAAUUUCCACUCGUGCAGAAAAGAAGGGUGACAAGUGGGUCCUCAAUGGUAGCAAGAUGUGGAUCACAAACGGUGGUCAUGCCAACUGGUACUUUGUCCUGGCCAAGACCGACCCUUCGGCCAAGGCUACCAAGUCCAUGACCGGGUUCAUCGUCGAUGGAGACUCGCCAGGUAUCGUCAAGGGCAAGAAGGAGAUCAACAUGGGUCAGCGUUGUUCCGACACUCGUAUGAUCACAUUCGAGGACGUUGAAGUACCCGAAGAGAAUGUCCUUGGCAAGCCUGGAGAUGGGUUCAAGACAGCCAUGGGCGCUUUCGAUAUCACCCGACCCCUCGUGGCUGCUGGUGCCACGGGUGUAGCGCAGCGCGCCCUCGUCGAGGCAGUCAAGUACGCCCAAGAGCGAAAGACGAUGGGCCGACCCAUCAUUCAGCAUCAAGCCAUUGCAUUCAUGCUUGCCGACAUGGCCAUGGACGUGGAAGCCGCUCGAGGAAUGGUCUGGAAGAGUUGUUGGCAAAAGGAUCACGGACUACGAAACUCCUACUAUGCCUCCAUUGCCAAGUGUCUCGCCUCGCGUGCUGCCGUAGCCAAUGCCGAUCGAGCCGUGCAGGUGUAUGGUGGAAUGGGAUUCAAUUCCGAGUCGCCAGUCGAGAAGCUGUACCGUGAUGCUAAGAUCUUUGAGCUCUACGAGGGAACUUCGCAGAUUCAGAGGUUGAUCAUCUCGAGGAUGAUCGAGGAGCAGUACAAGCUGUAA
This is a messenger RNA of Microstroma glucosiphilum, 1326 nucleotides long. Its product is annotated as acyl-CoA dehydrogenase NM domain-like protein. Gene Ontology annotation, biological process: fatty acid beta-oxidation; medium-chain fatty acid catabolic process. The transcript is spliced from 2 exons. Gene Ontology annotation, molecular function: medium-chain fatty acyl-CoA dehydrogenase activity; flavin adenine dinucleotide binding. Gene Ontology annotation, cellular component: mitochondrion. Lineage: Eukaryota; Fungi; Basidiomycota; Exobasidiomycetes; Microstromatales; Microstromataceae. Bases 1 to 1326 code for a protein of 441 amino acids. The record is from RefSeq and is a predicted model, not a curated record.